Oryzias latipes (Japanese medaka) is the source of this 2238-nucleotide messenger RNA. RefSeq lists its product as uncharacterized. NCBI's taxonomy places the organism in Eukaryota, Metazoa, Chordata, Actinopteri, Beloniformes, Adrianichthyidae. The record is from RefSeq and is a predicted model, not a curated record.
ACCAGUCAAUGAUUGAAGGAUUCAGAGGCGGAGACAAAACUUCAAACCUUCAUUUACUGUGAAACGUUUUCAAUUGAAGCUCCGAGUCGACUAACUUCAGACACACCAGAGAAAACUUCAGAGAAAAGUAAAAUUUUAUCUAAAAGGACAACACAAUGGCGGACGAAGAGGAAGAAAAACAGAUUGAAUAUCUGUCAGAUGGAGAGGUUUUCAGGAGGAAUGCCUUCAUCCUCAUAACCACGAUGGUUGAUCUGAAUAACCUGACUCGGCAGGACACGUCCAUGUUGGUGGAUGAGAUUCUUCACUGCCUGUUUUUUCUGGGACUGAUCAACUCUCCACCGUUUUCACCACGAAAUCUCCUGGGUGAUGAUGACGACACAUUGGAAUAUUUGGAGAAUGAAUACCCUGAACCCUUCCGACUUUAUUCCACUCAACUUCCCAGGAGGAGUCCUUUUUCCUGUUUGCUAGACAUGGUUGUCCGUCUUUACGGACAAGAAAAAGAAGACCUGAUUAAAGACAGACUCCAGACUGUCGUUCUUCAAAUGAAAGAAAGAACUUCUUCCCAGAUUUUGUUCUCCUCCACCAUCUGCGUCUCUCAGAUGUGCGAUUCCUGCAGAUAUUAUGGGGUCUCCAUGUCCACGCGUGGUCGUCCUGCUGGAGAAAUACUGGUUGCUGCGUCCUGUUUUGGUUACUGGCAUAGAUUAGCAUCCGAUGCUGUAAUGACAUAUUAUCCAGAUAAACAAAAAAAGUUAUAUUUUAGUAGAAAUAUCCAGCUACCCUCCAAUGUUAAAUGUGAGGCUUUCAAUAUCAGUGAAGGAAGACCGAUGGAUCCUUGCAGAUCUUGCAGUGAUUUGUUUGGUUUAAACACGACUGAAAGAAAGCGUUGGGCACACGGCGGCUGUGCUGAGGUUGAGAGUCUGAGCAAUUUGUUUAAAGAGGAAUCGCAAGUUAUGGAGCAGCUGAGACCAGAAGAAAAUGUUCCUGAAGAAAACAGGCGGAGAGCUAAAAUGAGAGUUUUUAAUUAUCUUAAACAGGAGCUGAAAAAGUUUGACAAAUUUAAAUGGGAUGGUAAAAUUUACCCUGACCUGAAUCCAAACAAAAUUUAAUCUAGACAAGCGUUCAGAAAAAUUAUAAACAAUUAAAUGUGAUGAUAAUAUUGUUUGAAUCCAACCGUGUAACUUUUGGUAGAAAACCUCUAUGUAAAACUACUUUAAAAUAAUUGAAAAGUUGAUGUUAAUAGGUUGAGUGGUCGACCUGUGAUCAGUGGAUCCCGGUUGCUGGGUUGGGUCUUUUAAGAAGGUUGGGGGUCAGAGACCAAAAGUGGACUUACAAAUCGUGAAGUCAAAGCAGACUUCGAGCUGAGGUUCAGCCUCACUUUGAGCUUUUUAUCGUCUCAAUCAUGCAUGUUCAGAUGUAGAGUAGCUACUUUGUGCCUUCAUCUGGAACAGUCUUCUGUCUCGUUCAGAAUGCCAGAGUUUGGACCAGAAAAAGUGACCAAAUCAUUCCCGCUCUCAGGACUUUGCAUUGACAAAUAGUUGUUGUUGUUGUUUAUCUUUCAGCAUAUCCCUUCAGGGGUCGCCACAGUGAAUCAGCUUUCACUGAUUCACAGGUGGUUAGGGAGAGAGUUUUACGCCGGAUGCCCUUCCUGAUACAACUCUGAAUUUUAACCGGGCUAGGGACAGGCACAGAGGGACCAAGAUUUGGCCCCCCUUGUGUCUACAUAGUUAGGUAGUAGCGCGAAGGGUCUUGCUUAAAGACCCACACUGGAUAAAGCUCAUUGUGGCCCCUGGGAAUCGAACCCUGGGCCUGAGCCAUUCUAACAGCGCUGUUUAGAAUUGACUUUAAAGUGCUGCUGAUAGUUUUGUGGGGCCUAGAUUACUCCAUUGGUGGAUCACAAUUACAGCCUUGAAAAGCACUUUGAAUGUUAAUCACUGUUUACCAUUUGUUCUUGAUUAAUUACUAAAUGUUAAUUGGUGUAUACUUAUUUAGCGCUUUACAACCUUCUUGGAAGGCCUCAAGCGGUUUACAGUCAUACAUUCACACACACACACAAUCACACACUAGUAAUAGUUGGUGCAAAAAAUUGUUUUUCCUUCCUGUAUCGGUUCAUUGCCAAAUAUUUUCUGUAUUAGUUCACAGAGUAUUUUGUUUAACUGAAAUCAGCAAAUCCAUGUGUUUUUGAAUCAUUGAUUGUUUUUCUUUUGUCAAUCUGUACAAUAAAUGAUUGAUUAAACCUUU